AUGAGCGUUAUCGCCAGCUAUUAUUACAACGAGGGGAAGCGCGUUCGAGAGGUCGCGAUCGACGAGAGUGUCGCGCCCGACAAAAGCCGAUCAGGCUUCUGCUGGAUCGGUUUGAGUGAGCCGACCACGGAGGAGCUGCGCUCGCUCCAGGAAACCUACGGCCUGCAUCCUUUGGCCAUCGACAACGCGAUGCACCCGCAAUGUCCUCCGAAGCUCGAGGUCUACAACGACGAGCUGUACGUGGUCGCCAAAACCGCCGAGUUGGACGGAGACCGUAUCCGUUACGGCAAGACGGCCAUCUUCAUGGGUCACAAUCAUCUUAUCACUGUGCGACACGGCACGCCGGGCGCCCUGGGAAAUCUCCGGGAGCAGCUUGAGGCAUCACCGACGCUGUUCGGCAAGGGCGUCGACUACGUCCUCCAUGCGAUCCUUCACCGCAUCGUCGAUCAGUAUCUCCCGAUCUUCGAGAUGAUCGAGGACGAUGUUCUGGCGAUGGAGCGCCGAUCACUGGACGACUUCCUCGGUCGCAAGGAGGUCGCUCGCAUUUUCGGCCUGAGGUGCGAGCUGACGAGGUUCCAGCGGACACUGGGAGCGAUGGCCGAGCUGGUGCGCAAGCUCGUCCGGGGGCACUUCCCUUGCAUCAGCACAGAGGUUCGGCCGUACUUCAACGACGUCGCGGAUCAUGUCUCGCGCGUGCAGGCAAUGGUCGACGGCCUCCUGCAGGUCCUUUCGUCUGUUUUCGAGUUCAGCAGCCUACUGGAAGCGCAGCGGACCGGCGUCAUCACCCGGCAACUCGCCGCCUGGGCCGCGAUCCUCGCCGUGCCCACCGCGAUCGCCGGAAUAUACGGCAUGAACUUCAGGCACAUGCCCGAGCUGGACACCGCCUAUGGCUAUUUCGUCGUGCUCGGGGUGAUGACGUUGUUCUGCGUCUUCCUGUUCCUGCGCUUCAAAAAGGCAAAAUGGCUGUGA
Elaeis guineensis (African oil palm) is the source of this 969-nucleotide messenger RNA. The record is from RefSeq and is a predicted model, not a curated record. Lineage: Eukaryota; Viridiplantae; Streptophyta; Magnoliopsida; Arecales; Arecaceae.